AUGGCAGCACAGAUACCAUCAAACGCGUCCAGUCCUCUAACAGAGGAUACUCAUCUGCUGUCUACCCAUCAUGUCGAAUACAAUCAGCGUAGCCCAGAUGUGGCACUGCAUCGUGUUCCCGCUUCGAUUGCCCGACGGCUCUACAUUUCCCAUUUCUUGUCGACUUGGAACUCCCGCGUCUUCGAGUUCGGCGCAGUCCUGUAUCUCGCCGCCGUCUUCCCGGGAACCUUGAUGCCCAUGUCGGUCUACGCUCUUGUUCGUGGCCUGUCUGCCAUUCUAUUUGCCCCAGCUAUUGGGCUCUACAUUGACAAUGGCAAUCGUCUCGAGGUCGUGCGCGUGUCGAUAGUGUACCAGAGACUUGUGGUUGCUGCGUCGUGUGCUGUGUUUUAUAUCUUGGCAGUUGGCCCGUCAGCUGGCUCCGCCGCAAGGCUUGGGAUGCUUGCUCUUGUAACGUUUUUUGCUUGCAUCGAGAAGCUUUGCUCUAUCAUGAACCUGGUCUCUGUGGAGAAAGAUUGGGUUGUCGUUGUCGCUGAAGAGGACCCAGAAGCACUCAGUAUCAUCAACGCUCAGAUGAGAAGAAUUGACUUGCUCUGUAAGCUAUUCGGCCCUCUUUUCAUCGCUCUACUGGACGGCUAUACUUCCCGGCUAGCCAUUAUUGUCAACUUUGGCAUGAACGCCGCAUCCAUCUUUGUUGAGUAUUUUGCUAUUGCACGGGUCUAUUAUGAUGUACCGCGGCUACAGGAAGCAAAGGUGUCCAAGCUGCCAACUAGUGGAUCAACAACCUUGCAACACGUCUCUAAAACCAACUGGACCGUCUUAACUACUCUUUUCAGCAGGUUCAAACAAGACUUUUCGUUAUAUUUCAAGCAUAAAGCGUUUCUCCCGUCCAUAGCCGGAGCCGUUUUGUAUCUUACUGUUUUGAGCUUUGCUGGCCAAAUGGUCACUUUUCUACUCUCGGUUGGCUACAACUCUACGCAAAUCGGAAUGGCGAGGACUUUGAGCGUCGUUUUCGAGGUCUUGGCCACCUGGGCUGCCCCUUGGUUGAUGGGUCGUAUCGGUCCCGUUCGAGCUGGUCUUUGGCUCAGUACCUGGCAGGUAUCUAUGCUCUUAGCAGGAAUUGCCGUGUUUUGGACAUGUGAGCAAAACCCUCUUCUCUCAGCCGGGGGUUUGGUUGGCGGAACCAUUUUAAGCAGGCUGGGACUUCGUGGCUUUGAUCUUUGCGUUCAAUUCAUAGUUCAAGAGAACGUUGAGGCAGAGAGUCGCGGCGCAUUCUCUUCCGUGGAGGCGGCUUGGCAAAAUGCUUUUGAGCUCAUCGCCUAUGCAACGACGAUCAUCUGGCCCAAGCCCAGCCAGUUCAAGUGGCCAUCACUAGUCUCACUGAUUGCUGUUGCGUCAGCAAGCUCUGCCUACACAUUCUACGUCUAUCUCUGCAGGAAGCAUUUGCUACAUCUAGAAGUCGUGACGAGUUUCCUACGGAGAAAGAAGAGCUAA
Molecule: messenger RNA, 1491 nt
Organism: Akanthomyces muscarius
Lineage: Eukaryota; Fungi; Ascomycota; Sordariomycetes; Hypocreales; Cordycipitaceae
Exons: 4
Coding region: 1-1491 (496 amino acids)
Biological process (GO): iron ion transmembrane transport
Cellular component (GO): membrane
Molecular function (GO): iron ion transmembrane transporter activity
Source: RefSeq, a predicted model, not a curated record